This is a messenger RNA of Saitoella complicata NRRL Y-17804, 1036 nucleotides long. Its product is annotated as periplasmic binding protein-like II. The record is from RefSeq and is a predicted model, not a curated record. Bases 47 to 922 code for a protein of 291 amino acids. NCBI's taxonomy places the organism in Eukaryota, Fungi, Ascomycota, Saitoellomycetes, Saitoellales, Saitoellaceae. The transcript has 4 exons.
CCCAUAAGAAAAAGUAUAUCACCAAACCCUUCCACCCAUCCAAAUCAUGACCGAACAAGCUAAGCUCAAGGUCGGAUACGUCCCUGAGCACUUCUCUACCCCCCUCCUCCUCGCCUCCCGUCAUGGCAUGCUCCCCCCUCACACCCUCCACCCCCAGCCCUCUGGUACGGGCCAAAUGAUCGAAUCCCUCCGUACCGGCGAAAUCGACAUCGCACUCGGUCUCACCGAGGGUUGGGUCGCUGGUCUCGGUGGUGACAAGGAUUGGUACAAGAUUGUCGGAACUUAUGUCCAGUCACCGCUCUGCUGGGCGAUCUCUACCGGAGCGCAGAGUGAGUAUAACUCUGUUGAUGAUUUGAAGGACAGCAAGUUGGGUAUUAGCCGUAUUGGGAGUGGGUCUUAUGUCAUGGCCUACUACUUGGCUGACACCAAGGGAUGGCUCGAGGAGGGCAAGCAACCCUUUGAUUUCCAGAUCCAAAACACCUUCCUCAACCUCCGCAACGGCGUAAACUCCGGCGCCUCUUCCGCCUUCAUGUGGGAAUACUUCACCUCGAAGAAGUACUACGACAACAAGGAGAUCCGUCAAAUCGGGGAAAUCUACACCCCGUGGCCCUCGUGGUUGAUCACGGCUCACACCUCUGUCCUCGCCCGCUCCGACGCUUCCCAGACGCUCAGUGCUCUUCUUGAGGGUAUUAACAAGGGUGUGGAGUACUUUCAUGCGCAUACGGAUGAGGUUGUGGAGUAUAUCUCGACCGAGUUGGAUUACUCGGCAGAGGAUGCGAGGGCUUGGUUGAAGACUGUCGAGUAUCCUCAGGAUGUGAAGAAGGUUGACCAGAAGAUGAUUGAGAGCACUAUCGGCACUUUGCAGAAGGCGGGUGUUAUCAGGGGCGAGCCUCAGGCGGAAGCCAUGGUUCAGAAGCUCUAAAGCUUGUAGGCUUGGAUGAACAGUUGCGCGGUGUCAAGAUAGGAUGGACAAGGUUAUUGUAUCGAUAUAGGAUCAAAAGUACGAAUGUGAAAUAGAAGAUUGUUUCUUGGACCC